Molecule: messenger RNA, 872 nt
Organism: Marchantia polymorpha subsp. ruderalis
Lineage: Eukaryota; Viridiplantae; Streptophyta; Marchantiopsida; Marchantiales; Marchantiaceae
Source: the annotation of a GenBank genome assembly
GCAAUUCAUCGCUCGCUUGUUUCGGAGCAGGGAUUGCUUGUAGCUGACUGGCCAGUAUGGCUUCUUACGUUUGCGCGUGCUUAAUGAAACGUACCCCACCUGUACACUGAUGAUUGGUUCUGCAGCAUCGUGGACCAACAGCAAAUCACAAUCGAGUGUACAUCUCUCUGCCAUAAAACUUGAAAGGUACAAAAGCGCGCUCGUCAAUACUCUCGUCGGUACAAACUCCUGUAGCCCAGCCCGAGAUUCCAGAUACCGGUGGUCAUGGUCUUCGUAUAGCUGCACAUGCCUAAAUCCCAUUAUAUUACUGGAAACUGUCAGCAUGUACAUGCAUGUAGAAGUCCAGAGUUCCAGAGCUGAAGCAUCUGCGAAAUCUCACUGAGCUGAAGAGUCUCAGAAUAGCUCUCACUUCUGUUUCCGUGUCCAAAUGAAUCUCAUUCAUUCAUGUAAAUCAUGAAUUGCAGUUUAUAAUAUUUCGAAUUUUAAGCUCGAAAGCUCGUUUGACAUAACAUUAUCAUGGAGUUUGGAUCAUCUUACGUUGAGAGCCAAAUGCAGGCUGUAGCAGAGUACUCAAGACUGAGCUCGCCGCUCAGAAAAAAUACGCAAGCAUCUUCAAGUCUGAAAGAGAUGACGUGACUUCACGAGCACUUGAAAGUUUUCGGAAUUACUGCAUUCAAACUUCUUCUGCUGGUACUUGGAAGUUCCCACGAUGGGAGAGAGACUCUAUCUGAACGCAGAACAGCAACGCAGAAAUUGAUAGCGAAAGCUUACAGAGAAGAUAUCUUGGCACGCUUUCGGGCUCCAUUUUCCAUCUCUCAUUGAACUGCAGCAGCUGACACGAGAUUUAGCUCUUCAUCCUGAACAGGACGAGG